AUGGCAGCUCCUGAGAAACCCAUCACUUUCACAGAGCACCUUCAGCUCACUGCUCUGGGUAUACAACCUGCAUCUAUAUCGUUUCAAUCCCUCACUUUAGAAUCAGACGCAUGGAUAUGUGUAAGAGAACAGCUAGAUACCCCUCAAGUUGUGAUUGUCAAUUUGAACGACUCGAAUGAUAUUGUCAGACGGCCAAUCACCGCCGAUUCGGCAAUUAUGAACCCUCGUGCUGGAGAAAAGAUCCUCGCAUUGAAAGCUGGACGACAGUUACAAGUGUUCAACCUCGGUAAUAAGUCUAAAAUCGGCGCUCAUCUCAUGAAUGAGGACGUGACUUUCUGGACAUGGAUCAACGAUACCACGAUAGGUAUCGUAACCGAAAGAGAAGUACUUCAUUGGAAAGUAAUGGAUGGUCAAGCUGCUCCCUCAAAGGUCUUUGAUAGACACGCUACCCUUGCCGGCAACCAAAUCAUCAACUAUCGGAUGUCGCAAGAUGAGAAAUGGUUGGUAGUAGUAGGCAUCUCAUCAAACCCCAAUGCUGGUCAACCCGGUCAAAACGGGUUCAAGAUUAAGGGAGCUAUGCAGCUCUACUCUGUAGAAAGGGGAGUUUCACAACCUAUCGAAGGUCAUGCAGCAGCAUUUGCAACUGUCAAGAUGGAUGGUGCACCUCAGGAAUCAAAACUGUUCUGCUUCGCUGUGAGAACCGCCAAUGGUGCAAAGCUGCACAUAGUAGAGAUCGGUCAUCAGGCUCCUAACCCACCAUUCCAAAAGAAAGCAGUCGAUGUUUUCUUCCCCACUGAGGCUACAAACGAUUUCCCCGUUGCGCUUCAAGUAUCGCCUAAACACGGUAUCCUUUAUCUCGUUACCAAGUUCGGUUUUAUUCACUUAUACGAAAUUGAAACCGGUCAAUGUAUCUAUAUGAAUAGGAUCUCAGGUGAAACCAUCUUCACCACUGCUCAACAUGAGAGCACUUCCGGUAUCAUAGGUGUAAACAGAAAAGGUCAAGUGUUGAGUGUUAGCGUAGAUGAAGAUACCAUUGUCCCAUAUGUCCAACAGGUGAUCAACUCCCCUGAACUCGCCAUCAAACUCGCAACUCGAGGUGGUCUCCCGGGUGCUGACCAUAUAAUUCAACAACAAUAUCAAGUAUACAUACAAAAUGGUCAAUAUAGUGAAGCUGCUAAGAUUGCCGCCAAUUCUCCUCGUGGUCUGCUUCGAACUCCUCAGACCAUUGAGACAUUCAAAAAGCUUCCCGCAGUUCCUGGUACCCUUUCACCCAUUUUACAAUACUUCGGUAUCUUGCUUGAGAAAGGAGAGUUGAACAAGUAUGAAUCGCUUGAACUAGCUAGACCCGUUAUUCAACAAGGAAAGAAGCAGUUGUUAGAGAAAUGGUUGAAGGAGAACAAGCUCGAAUGCAGUGAAGAAUUAGGUGAUCUCUGUCGAUUAACCGAUAUGAAUCUCGCUCUUUCGGUCUAUUUACGUGCCAACGUCCCCAACAAAGUAGUCGCAGCCUUCGCCGAACUCGGUCAAUUCGAUAAGAUCGUCCUCUACUCCAAGAAAGUCAACUACACCCCUGACUACGCUCAGCUGCUUCAGCAUCUUGUACGAAUCAACCCCGAUAAAGGAGCAGAAUUUGCCACUCAGAUCGUCAACGAUGAAAGUGGAUCUUUGGUUGAUCUCGAUAGAAUCGUUGACAUUUUCAUGUCUCAGAACAUGCUGCAACAAGCUACAUCUAUUCUUCUUGAUGCUCUCAAAGACAACAAGCCCGAGCAAGGACCUCUUCAAACCAGAUUACUGGAGAUGAAUUUGGUUAGCGCCCCCCAAGUCGCUGAUGCUAUCCUUGGUAACGAGAUGUUCACUCAUUAUGACCGACCAAGAAUCGCCAAUUUGGCUGAGAAAGCGGGUUUGAUGCAAAGAUGGCUUGUCAAUUUUUUUGGUCAACUCACUGUCGAGCAAUCUUUCGCUUGUUUGCAUGAGAUGCUCAAGACCAACAUUCGACAAAACCUUCAACUUGUCGUCCAGAUCGCUUCCAAGUACUCUGAUUUGCUCGGUCCCGUCAAAUUGAUUGAAUUAUUCGAGCAAUAUAAAUCUUCUGAAGCUGCAACCAGAACUGGACAAAUCAGGGAAGUCGAGCGAAUGUGCAGAGAAAGUAACUUUUACAACCCUGAAAAGGUCAAGAACUUCCUCAAGGAAGCUCGGUUGUCCGAUCAACUCCCUCUCAUCAUUGUCUGUGACCGAUUUGACUUUGUCCACGAUCUCGUUCUUUACCUAUACCAAAACGGUCUUACAAACUUCAUCGAAAUUUACGUCACUCGAGUCAAUUCUGCUCGAACCCCUCAAGUCAUCGGUGGUCUUCUUGACGUUGACUGUGACGAGCAGACCAUUAAGAGCCUUCUUGCAUCUGUCACCGGCACCUUCCCAAUUGAUGAAUUAGUAGAUGAGGUUGAAAAGAGGAAUCGACUCAAACUCAUUCUUCCUUGGCUCAACACCAAAGUUGAACAAGGAUCAACGGAUCACUCAGUGUACAAUGCCAUCGCCAAGAUCUCUAUCGACUCCAAUAACAAUCCCGAAGCGUUCCUCAAAGAGAACAACCUUUACGACCCAGCCAUUGUCGGAAAAUACUGCGAGAAGCGAGAUCCGUACUUGGCCUACAUCGCUUACGCCAAGGGCUUAUGCGAUGAUGAGUUGAUCAAUAUCACCAACGAGAACCAAAUGUACAAACAUCAAGCACGAUACCUUGUCAAGAGGAAGGAGAUUGACCUCUGGACACAAGUUCUUGAUCCCGAAAGUAUCCACAGACGAGCCCUUAUCGAUCAAGUCAUCGCUACUGCUAUCCCAGAGUGCACCGAUCCCGAUGACGUUUCCGUCACAGUCAAAGCAUUCAUGCACAUGGAACUUCACGGUCCUUUACUUGAAUUGCUUGAGAAGAUCAUCAUCGAACAAUCACCAUUCAGCGACAAUAGAUCCCUUCAAUCACUCAUGUUCCUUACCGCUAUCAAGAACGAUAAGGGUAAAGUUAUGGGAUACAUCAACAAGCUUUCAGGAUACGAUGUUGAUGCUAUUGCCAAGGUGGCUACUGAAGCCGGUCUUUACGAGGAAGCUUUCACCAUCUACCAAAAACAUGACAUGCACGCUGAGGCUAUGAGUGUCUUGGUUGAGCAUAUGGUCUCCAUCGAUAGAGGAUUCGCCUACGCCAACAAGAUCAACCAACCUGCUGUCUGGAGUAGAUUGGGUAAAGCUCAAUUGGAUGGUCUCAGAGUCAAAGAUGCUAUUGAUUCAUACAUCAAAGCUGAAGAUCCAUCAAACUUUGCUGAGGUUAUCGAAAUUGCCAACAGAGCAGGUAAACACGAAGAUCUUGUCCGAUUCUUACAAAUGGCAAGAAAAACAGCUAGAGAACCUAAGAUCGACACUGAACUUGCAUACGCAUACGCCAAGACAGAUAGACUACACGAUAUGGAAGAGUUCUUGGGUAUGACAAAUGUCGCUGAUAUCUUACAAGUCGGAGAGAAAUGUUUCGAAGAUGAACUUUACCAAGCUUCCAAAUUGUUGUUCUCCUCAAUCUCAAACUGGGCAAGAUUGGCUACUACUCUGAUCUAUCUUGGUGAAAACCAAGCUGCAGUCGACGCUGCCAGGAAAGCUGGUAAUACACAGGUAUGGAAACAAGUCAACGCAGCUUGUGUGGAUAAGAAGGAGUUCCGUUUAGCUCAAAUCUGUGGUCUCAAUCUCAUCGUACACGCUGAAGAAUUGCCUGCUCUCUUAUCGUUGUAUGAACGAAAUGGCUACUUCGAUGAAAUCAUUUCCUUGAUGGAAGGUGGAUUAGGACUUGAGCGAGCUCACAUGGGAAUGUUCACCGAACUCAGUGUUCUUUACGCUAAAUACAGACCUGAAAAACUUAUGGAACACCUCAAAUUGUUCUGGCAACGAGUCAACAUUCCAAAAGUCAUCAAAUCCGCCGAACAAGCUCAUCUUUGGCCAGAACUCGUCUUCCUGUAUAUUGUAUACGAUGAACCUGACAAUGCCGCUUUGGCAAUGAUGGAACGUCUUGGUGAAUGGGAUCAUGAUCAGUUCAAGAAAGUCAUUGUAAAAGUUGCAAACAUGGAGAUCGCCUAUAAAGCUGUUGCUUUCUAUCUCGCUCGACAGCCAACACUCUUACCUGAUCUUCUCGCUGCUCUUACACCCCGAUUGGAUCACGGACGAGUCGUCAAGAUUCUUCAAACCGAAGAUCACUUACCUCUGGCUAAACAAUACCUCGUUGCGACCCAAAAACUCAACUUAUCUGUUGUUAAUGAAGCGUACAACGAUCUUCUCAUUGAAGAAGAGGACCACGUCACUCUCCGAAGCAGCUUGGAGACUCACGAUCAAUACGAUGCCAUCAAAUUAGCUAAGAGGUUAGAAAGCCAUGAGUUGCUAGAAUUUAGAAGAAUUGCUGCAUUACUUUAUAGACUCAAUGGAAUGUGGGAAGAGUCACUUGGUCUUGCGAAAGCUGACCGAUUAUGGCGCGAUGCUCUUGAAACCGCGGCAGCAAGCAAGGAUAUCUCCGUCGCUGAGGAGUUGGCUGGCUACUUCGUUUCCAUAGGAAACAAGGAUGCUUUCGCAGCUAUCCUUUAUGUCUGUUUCGAGCUAGUAAGACCAGACUUCGUGGAAGAGAUGUCAUGGCGAUUCGGUUUAGGUGAUUACUCAAUGCCGUAUAAACUUCAACAACAGAGAGACCAAUCUACAAAAGUUCUCGCAUUGGAGAAAGAAGUUAAGGAAUUGAGAGAGAAGACAACGUCCAAAGAACCUGAUAGUGAACCUAGUUUGAUGGGAACUGGUUUAGGGGGAAGGUUGAUGAUAGGUGGACCUACCGGAGGACCACAAUUCGGUGGAAUGCCUAACGGUGGUGGAUUGAUGUCACAGCCAACGGGAUUUUAUUGA
Molecule: messenger RNA, 4908 nt
Organism: Kwoniella shivajii
Lineage: Eukaryota; Fungi; Basidiomycota; Tremellomycetes; Tremellales; Cryptococcaceae
Exons: 21
Coding region: 1-4908 (1635 amino acids)
Biological process (GO): Golgi to endosome transport; intracellular protein transport; receptor-mediated endocytosis
Cellular component (GO): clathrin coat of coated pit; actin cortical patch; clathrin coat of trans-Golgi network vesicle
Molecular function (GO): clathrin light chain binding; structural molecule activity
Source: RefSeq, a predicted model, not a curated record